Chiloscyllium plagiosum (whitespotted bambooshark) is the source of this 1042-nucleotide messenger RNA. NCBI's taxonomy places the organism in Eukaryota, Metazoa, Chordata, Chondrichthyes, Orectolobiformes, Hemiscylliidae. The record is from RefSeq and is a predicted model, not a curated record.
UCUAAUGUUUCUAGUUUGAAACAUCCUUUUGAAAAUGGAACUAGUAUUUUGCAUUCUUAGAUUUAUUUAUUUAUUAAUUGUUAGGUUUGUUAAUGUUUAACUCAUAUGAUUUGAUUUGUCAUUUCAAUUUUGAAGAGAAACACGCUCAUAUGAUUGUAUGUAAUAUAAGAGAUCACAGAUCUUUCACCAAACACACACCACUCCAGGAUGUUACCAGAACACUACCUCGGUCCUGGUCGUACAGGAACAAGGAAUUGCAAACUUGUUCUAAAAUGAAUUUCCACGGUGAGCAACACUGUCCAAUUUGUCUCCAGGUGCCCACAUUUCCUGUGCAAACUAACUGUGGCCACUUGCUUUGUGGUCCAUGUUUGAUUGCAUACUGGGGACAUGGUCCUUUGUUAGGAGCUGUGAGCUGUCCGCUAUGCAGACAAAAGGUGAGCUUGCUCUGUAGUCUAUUCUGUGAGAACCAGCAGGAAAAGCAGGGUCUACAGAUUAUACGAGAUAUUAGAAACUAUAACAAGCGCUUCUCUGGACAAUCCAGACCUUUUGCAGAUUAUGUCUACGACAUGCCCCUAUUACUCCAGAUGGCCUUUAGAGGACUCUUCACAAUGGCUGGAUUAAUGUGGAUCUUCUAUUUGAGGAUUGCAAUUUGUUCCUUUGGAGUCAUCAUGUGCCUCACUUUCCCUCUUGAUAUAAUUCCUGAAACAGUCAAUGAAAUCUUGGGAACUGCUGAUGGCCUGACUGUUAUAAUCCUGCUUCUUUUCUGCAUGAUUCAUAUUUGCCAGUAGAUGGAGCCAGAGCAAAUUAGUUCAACCAGAAUAAUUGUCAAUUUAACCAAACCAGUCUUUUAAUUGGGUGUGGCCUAUUUGUCUAAUAUCUGGUUUUAUAAAAAAAAAGGUGUAGAUAUACUUUAACAAUGUUUGAAUUGAUAGCUGUCCAUAGCAUUUGAAUGUUGCUAAGUGCUUGUUGUUUUCCAUCUGUUGUUGACAAUGGUAAGCAGCACAGAACUACUUUUACUUUAAUAAAUGUAACUUUUUAUGUA